AUGGAGUCGAACGACACGGAAUGGGAAGUCGAGGAAGGAAUUCCGCAGGUUGAUGAUCCUUUCAUCCAACAAUACCUGCGGGGUCGGGAUUCGCUCAUUCUGGAGGAGCAAAAGCAGCGACAUGAUUUUAAUCUCUCCAAGGCUCUGGCACCGAUGGCUGCUAGAGCUUGCAAGAUUGUUUCCAAGAUCCGCGACCGAGAGCUAGACCAAGUGUAUGCGCCGGGCACAGAUGUCACGUCCCUAGAUUGGAAUAAGGUGGAGAAGACCGAUCUGUGGAAAAUUAUCAAGCGGAUGCCGAAAGGAUCUCUUUUGCAUGCACCAUUGCAUGCUGCAAUCAAUAUUGAUUUUCUGGUCGAACUGGCCUUCUCUACCCCCGGAAUUUGUGUCAAUUCAACACAGCCUCUGAUGUCUCAGGAUGACUUGGAUGGGGCGUCAUUGCUCUUUCAAUACUCAUCGGCUUCAGCGAAAGACACAGAAGACAAGCCUACUAUGUGGUCAGCUGCAUACGAGCCUUCAAGCCUCAUCUCAUUAGAGAAGGCGGCCUCGUCUUUCCCACGCGGGGGAGAAACCGGGUUUCGUGGGUGGCUGCGUGACUGGUGCAUGCUAGCAGGCUGUUCAAAUUACCAUAGCCGUGCAAUGCCCCUCGUCAACUCUCUUCUAAGCUAUGAGCCCAUAUUGCGUGCAUGUCUGCAUCAUGUCUUCUCUCAGCUGGUCGGCGACGGGAUUGGAUAUGUCGAGUUCAGAACCACCUUCAACUUUCCAUAUCGCAAGGAAGGGAAGGAUGCUCCAGAAGAGGAUUAUAGCGAAUGGUGCCGCGUCUUUCAGGAAGAGCUCGCAAAGUUCCAGGAAACGGACGAAGGCAGGAUGCUUUACGGAGCACGUAUCAUAUGGACCUGUCUGCGCUCAUUGCCGAAGCAACACAUCGUUGAGAGUAUGAAACACUGCAUCCUGGCAAAAUAUGAUUAUCCCGAUACAAUUUCCGGGUUUGACAUAGUAGGGGAUCAGGGUGAUGAGAAGUCGCUUACUGAUCUGGUCCCCAUAUUAUUUUGGUUUCGCAAAGAGUGUGCGGGGGAGGGGCUAGAAAUCCCAUUCUUCUUCCAUGCUGGUGAAUCUCUGAAAUCUGGAGGCCAGACAGACCAGGGGUUAUUUGAUGCCAUAUUGCUGGGGACACGGAGAAUAUGCCAAGGUCUCUCGCUCUGCCAACACCCUUUGGCAAUCGAGCUGGUCAAAGAGAAGAAGAUACUGAUAGAAUGCAGCCCAAUUUUAGACGAGGCUCUUGGGCUCACGGAUAGCAUCCAGACCCAUCCCCUACCCGUCUUGUUAUCCCGUGGUGUUCCCGUCUGUCUAGGUUCUGAUGCGCUGGGGCCGCUCGGGAAUAGUCCAACCGGGUUGACACGGCAGUUUUGGCAAGCGAUUCAAGGAGUUGGUAGUAUGGGUCUUACGGGCCUCGCGAUGAUGGUGGAGAACUCCAUCCGGUGGAGCUGCUACCAAGAUCAGCCCCCGGCGGAGUGGCUGUCCGAUCUGCGGGAAGGGAUCUUGGGGGAAGGGAGGAAGGCUGGCCGGUUGCAGGAUUGGUAUGCCGACUUUGAGAGCUUCUGCCAGUGGAUUACGGUGGAAUUUGCGGAGGCGGAAGUCGAUGAACAAGAUUGA
Molecule: messenger RNA, 1650 nt
Organism: Aspergillus ibericus CBS 121593
Lineage: Eukaryota; Fungi; Ascomycota; Eurotiomycetes; Eurotiales; Aspergillaceae
Product: putative CECR1 family adenosine deaminase
Exons: 2
Coding region: 1-1650 (549 amino acids)
Biological process (GO): adenosine catabolic process; inosine biosynthetic process
Molecular function (GO): adenosine deaminase activity
Source: RefSeq, a predicted model, not a curated record